CAAAAAUGGAGAGAAAACAUGGGAAAUACAUAGUGAAUAUCGAACAUUCUGAAAACCAGCUGUCAUUCAACCCAAGAAACCAUGAAGCUCACAGUUCGUCAUGUCAGUUUCCAACAUCAGCUGAUGUAACUGGCGAUGUUGGUACUGAUUUAACUGGUGUCUGCACGAACACAGGGACCCUUGGACACUCAGAAUCUCCAAACAGAGAAUUCCAACGUUGUCAGGUAACAUGGAAUUUCUUCAGUGACUGGUCUCUUUGGGGAAUCUUCCUGGCUUGUCUCUUAGCCUGUGCACUGACAACAACCAUCGGAGUACUCAUAGAAUGUCUGGUGUAUAAUAGGAAAAAUAAUAAUGCAUCCAUUAUUCAGCUCCCUCAAAACGAUGGGACGAGCUCAUCUACUAGUUGUGAAACUAUAGUACCUAUUACUGUAAUGGAUUCAACCACAACAUCUGAUUCAACUACCAUCACUAUGACCACUGCUAGCACUUCAACAGAACCAACUAAUGCUAUCACUACAACUUCUACCACUUCUAUGGAACAUAAAACAAUGGCAGGAGCAAACACUUCAACGAAACCAAAUACCACAGUGACUCCCAGCAAUUCCACUAAGGAGAAAACCACAAGAGCCACUAGUACUGCUUCUACUGAACCUACAACCACAGCUACAGUCACCAAUUCACUUGAACUCCCUACCACAAAGAUUGCCAGCACAGCCACUGAAGCUAUAACUACCUUGGGCACCAUUGCUGCCUCUACAGAACCCACAACCAUCAUAGCCACCAGUACUCUCUCUAUUAAGUUGACAGCUACCACAGCAGCCACCAUAUCAUCUGAACUCACUACCACAAAAACUUCCAGCACUAACACUAAGGUUAGUACAACUGCAGCUGCCAUUACAACAUCUACCAAUCCUACAACUACCAUGGCCACCACCAUGACUUUUGCAGAACCUACAACCUCCAAGGCUACUUCUACAACUUUUACUGAAACUACAACCACCACAGCUAACACAGCUUCUACUAAACCUACAACCACCACAGCCACCACUACUGAACCUAUAUCCACCACAGCUGUCAUCACAUCAUCAGUACCAACUCUCACAACAGUUGCUGGCAUGACCCCUGAGUCUGCAACCACCACAGAUACCACUACAAUGUCUUCCAAACUUGCAACCCCCAGGCCCACCGCUAUCACCUCUACCAAAUCUAUAGCCACCAUGGCCACCAUUCCAAACUCUGCUGAACCUACAACCUCCAUGGCCACCAAUACCACCUCAACUGAACCGACAACAACCACUACAGCCACCACUUCAUCUGAACCGACUACCACAAUAACUUCCAGCACUACCACUGAGGCUACAAGCACCAAAGAUAUCACUGUGAGGUCUACUGAACCUACAACCACUACAGCCAUGACUACAACUGCUACCAAACCUACCACCACUAUGGCCACCACUGUUGUCUCUACGGAACCUACAGCUACCCUGGCAGCUACCUCAGCAUCUGAACUGACCACUGCAAUACCUGCCAGCAGUGCCACUGAGGCUACAACUGCCACAGACACUACUACCCCUUCUACUGAAACUACAAGCACCAUGACCACCACAACUUCUACUGUACCUACAACCACCACAACCACCACUACAACCUCUACUGAAUCUAUAACCACCACAGCCAUGACUACAACUGCUACCAAACCUACAACCACUACGGCCACCACUGUUGUCUCUAUUGAACCUACAGCUACCACAGUAGCUACCUGA
Messenger RNA from Lontra canadensis (Northern American river otter), 1763 nucleotides. RefSeq names its product cell wall protein DAN4-like. Bases 6 to 1763 code for a protein of 585 amino acids. Gene Ontology annotation, cellular component: Golgi apparatus; plasma membrane. The record is from RefSeq and is a predicted model, not a curated record. Gene Ontology annotation, biological process: activation of protein kinase B activity. Lineage: Eukaryota; Metazoa; Chordata; Mammalia; Carnivora; Mustelidae. The transcript has 3 exons.